Venustampulla echinocandica is the source of this 2046-nucleotide messenger RNA. Its product is annotated as Pescadillo-like protein. Gene Ontology annotation, biological process: maturation of LSU-rRNA from tricistronic rRNA transcript (SSU-rRNA, 5.8S rRNA, LSU-rRNA); ribosome biogenesis. NCBI's taxonomy places the organism in Eukaryota, Fungi, Ascomycota, Leotiomycetes, Helotiales, Pleuroascaceae. The record is from RefSeq and is a predicted model, not a curated record. The transcript has a single exon. Bases 1 to 2046 code for a protein of 681 amino acids. Gene Ontology annotation, molecular function: RNA binding. Gene Ontology annotation, cellular component: PeBoW complex; nucleolus.
AUGGGGAAAAUCAAGAAGAAGGGAGUCGCUGGCCAGGCCAAGAACUUCAUAACAAGAACCCAAGCGGUGCGGAAACUUCAGAUCGCUCUCCCCGAUUUCCGCAAGCUCUGUAUCUGGAAAGGAAUCUAUCCCCGCGAGCCACGGAACAAGAAGAAAGCUUCAAAGUCUUCAAGUGCAUCCACUACCUUCUACUACACCAAAGACAUCCAGUACCUUCUUCACGAACCGCUUCUGCAAAAAUUCCGCGAGCAAAAGGCGCUUGAAAAGAAGAUUUCGAAGGCUUUGGGCAGAGGAGAUGCCCACGAUGCGUCGAGACUCGAGCGCAAUGCCUCCAGACCAGAGAAAACAGGAAAGCCUAAAUAUACACUCGAUCAUGUCAUUCGCGAGCGGUACCCUACGUUUAUCGAUGCGCUGCGAGAUCUCGAUGAUUGUCUUUCCAUGCUAUUCCUCUUCGCAAACCUCCCAUCCACCUCGACCGUCCCCGCAAAGAUGAUUGCAAGAUGCGAGCGGCUGUGUCUUGAAUUCGAGCACUACUUGAUUGUGUCUCACAGCCUGCGGAAGUCCUUCUUGUCCAUCAAGGGGAUUUAUUACCAGGCGACCAUCCAGGGGCAGGAUAUCUUGUGGCUGGUGCCGUACAGAUUCAACCAGAGGGUUACUGGCGACGUGGAUUUUAGAAUAAUGGGCACCUUUGUCGAAUUCUACCAAACAUUGUUGGGUUUCGUUAAUUUCCGUCUCUACACAUCAGUUGGAUUGGUCUACCCCCCAAAGUUCGAUCAAAACAAAGAUGAUCUGGGCGCAGAGCUUGGGGCAUUUUCGUUGGAGGCAAAUGCUGUUGGUGCGAUCGAACAGCCAAAGCAAAUCACAAAUGGAGAAAUGGCUCAGCCAGAUCCCAAGCUUCAGUCUGAGAUAGACAAGCUCAUGUCGCAAUUGAACCGGGCUGAAAAGGAGCCAUCGCCAGAACCAGUUACGAGUCAGACUUUGGCGGAUGGGGAGGAUCAGCCAACGGACACAAUUGAUAAAUUCGAACCAACUGCACCUGGAGGAGAUAUUCUCCUGCAACCUUCAUAUUCCGCAACCGACCCUUCUACACUGUUCUCGAACUUCACAUUCUUCCUCUCCAGAGAGACCCCACGUCAGCCUCUAGAAUUCAUUCUCCGAGCUUUUGGGUGUAAACGUAUAGGCUGGGAUGCGGUUUUGGGCGAAGGGGCGUAUACUCAUAACGAGCUAGACCCAUCAAUAACUCAUCAAGUUGUUGACCGGCCCCCCAUUCAGGUCGACCCUGACAAUGAGGAAGAAGUUGAAGAUAACCAGACAUCGCAACGAUUAAAGCCUGGUUCCCGGGUUCCGGGAAGAAUAUAUGUCCAGCCCCAAUGGGUGUGGGAUUGCGUCAAUGAUGAGGAGCUAAAGCGACCGGAUUUGUACGCCCCUGGAGCUCAAUUACCUCCUCACCUGAGUCCUUUCGUAAAGAAAGUCCGUGGUCAAUAUGAUCCUAGCGCGCCACUCAAUGAACAGGAACGUGAAGGCGAGGAGCUGGAGGUGGACAGUGAUAUGGAUGAAGAGCCGGACGUUUCAGAUGUGGACAACAUGGCCGUGCAGAAGCCUAAUGCCCUCCUUGAGAUGGAUAUCGAUGCGACUGCUGAAGGCAUGGAUAUUGCAGGUUCCGAGGAGGACGAGCCUGAAAAGUCCGACGCUGAAAAUUCCUUUGGAGGUUUCUCAGAUGCCGAGGAGGAAGAGGAAGACGAGGCUACUUCAACGGCUCUUCAGAGACAGCGAGAAUUGGAAGCUGAAUUAACAGGCGUUGCACUCGAAGACAAGCAAAUUGACCCCAGAGCCAAGGCCAAGGCUGAUGCUAGGAAGAAAGCAGCCCAGAAGACAAGGGAGGAAGACGAGGAAUUGGAGAGAGCAAAGAUGAUGAUGAGUCGCAAGAAGAGAAAGAUCUUGGAGAAGAUGGUCUAUAGUAACAAGAAGAAGGACGCUGAGGCUGAGACGCUGAGAGCUAAGAGAAGAAAGAUUGAGAAGGCUGGGAAAGGCAUCCUGAAGAACUGA